AUGUCUGAAGCUCCGCACCUCACCCUCAACCAGACCGACCUGUCCGACCUGGAUCCCACUUCAACUGUCGGCGUGCAUUCAAACACCGACCCCUACGUCGGCAAGAAGCCCAAUACGCGCAAGGACAGCAUUCUUGCUUCUGCACAAUCCACCAUGGACGCCAUCAGCAACCAUCCCGCAACGCAGAGCCUGAAGGACACCAUCAACAACGGUCCCAUCGCAGAAAACGUCAAGGCACAAACGGCAAAGACGAAGGACGAGUUUGCUGACCUUGCAAAUGCCCGCACCACUCCAGAUCAGCCCGCUGCGACUGGACAGCCCCUCACCCACUACCACAGCUUGUUCUACCGCCUCCUGAGCUGGAGGAAUCCUCGCGCGACUGCCAUCUCGUUCGCCGCCUCCGUCAUCUUCAUCUUCGCCGUCAGAUACCUCAACAUUCUGCGCUACAUCCUGAAGGCUGUUUGCUGGACGCUGGGUGCAACGGCCACGGCCGAACUGGCUGGAAAGCUAACGCUAGGCCGCGGUCUCACCUCGCAGGUGCGACCGAACAAGUACUUCACGAUCCCCAAGGCAUCUCUCGAGCGUCUUCUGGACGACGUCGAGCAGCUGAUCAACUUCUUUGUCAUUGAGUCGCAGAGGAUCAUCUUUGCAGAAAAUCUGUUCGCUACGUUCGCGGCUUUCUUUGCCUCUUUCGUCUCCUACUUCCUCAUCAAGUUUGUUCCCUUGUGGGGUCUUGCUCUGAUCGGGACCACCAUCGCUUACCUCGGGCCGCUCGUGUACAUCAAGAACAAGGACGUCAUUGAUGCCCAUCUCAAGCAGGCAAGUGACUUGGCUGCUCAGCAGGCGACGCAGAUCCGGGACCUUGCCGCUCAACGCACCGAGCAUGCUGCCAAGACGUUCCAGACGUAUGCUGGGGAGUAUACACACAAGGCUCAGGAGACGAUCAAUCAGUACCGCGGACGGUCCAGCUCCCCUGAAGUCAAAAAGGAGGACCUUCCAUCGGCACCCAAGCACGAACCCGUCGCUGCUAAGGAGUCUGUUCCAGAGGACGCCGCUGCCGCCACUGCUGCCCCAGCUUUGUGA
This is a messenger RNA of Westerdykella ornata, 1083 nucleotides long. RefSeq lists its product as uncharacterized. NCBI's taxonomy places the organism in Eukaryota, Fungi, Ascomycota, Dothideomycetes, Pleosporales, Sporormiaceae. The transcript is spliced from 4 exons. The coding region runs from base 1 to 1083 and encodes 360 amino acids. The record is from RefSeq and is a predicted model, not a curated record.